CAGAUUACAUCUGCCUCCUAGUCCACUGUCGUACACACAUGCAGGCCAAGACCACAGACCUAAAAUUCAUAACUGCUAAGCUUGGACUCAAGUUCAAACGACGAAACCCAAGCAAGCGAAUACACGAGAAUUAACCACCGCCCAGACGCACCGAUCAUCCUGCAUGGAAAGGUAGUCCAAGAAGUUAAAGAUAUCUUGUACCUUAGCUCCAAGAUGACCAGUGAUGGAGAUGCAGGGUCCGAGAUCAAUGUGAGGAUCUUCAAGACAGGGGAAGCUGGCGGGCCUUUAUGGUUUGGGAUCGAAGAAGGCAAAAAACAGGAGGCAGUGGCGGUCUCUGGUAAUGGUCUUAUGCGCACAAGGGCACAAAGAGCAUUGAGCUGAGCUGAGCCCUAUUAUUGGUGAGCCGACAUCCCAACAUACGACUUUCAAUAGAGAUGGAAGCCGAUCAUUUUUUUUUUUUUUUUGUCUUUUUAAACUCGGUAACACUGACCCUCAUUCUAUCGUCACUAGUACCGUUCGGAAGAAAACAUUUACGCGUUUACUUACCAGUUAAUUUAGCUUUGCACCUCUGUCUUAUAUCAAAUCUGCAGCGUCCUUUUCAUCUUCCUAAAGUUAAAGUGAACUUUAAUUUUUAAUUUUCAAUUUUUUUCUGCUAUCAUACACUUACACCACUAUCAUUUUACCAUCAGGAGUGCGGUUAGACUCUCGGCUUCAAGAAUGCCAAGAAGCUCACUGGAAACGAUCAUUUCCAGAUCUUGAUUAUGCGUUCUUUGGGUACGACGUCUUAAAAGGAUAUCCACUGGCAUCAGGACAUGAUCCUGGCUUCACUCACCCAAUCUUUCUGUCAAAGUAUUCAUCCAGCAAGCAGACAUCUGACUGUCGCUACAGUGUUCCCGAGGGGCUGAUUGUCGUACCUGAUGUGUCGUGUGUAACCUCGUUUUCCUCCAAAGUGAUUCGAAACAAAGUGGAGAUGUCCUCGUCUCUUUCCGCAUCAGCUAACGUUGAAGGAGGGGGAUGGGGCUUCAAGUUUUCCGCCAGCGCAAGCUACAAAGAAUCCGUUGCCCAGAUGUCGUCAGGGGAGUUCCUGUACAUAAUUUCACAGGCGCAGUGUCGUUAUUACUUUAGCAAACUUGAUGCCACUGAUCCGCCGCCAUUUCAUCCAGGGUUUGUGACCUGGGCGAAGAAACUGGCUUCCUCUGAUGCUGGUCAAGACGACCUCGUUCAGUUCAUAGAAUACUUUGGAACUCAUUACGUGUCAGAAGUGACUUUUGGAGCACGAUUCAUGAAACAGCAUAGAGUCAGCCAAACGAAAUAUAAAGAACUGAGAGAGAAGUCAGUAAGUGUAGAGGCACAAGCCAGCUAUUCUGGUAUGUUCAGUGUUGGAGGAGGCUUUUCAUUGGAUUCAGAGCAGAGAUCCGCCGCUUCCAACUUUCAAAAGUCCGUGGAAACCAGCACUAUAACUGUGGGAGCAGCUCCUCCUAGUAAUGGUGAUGCUAUGACUUGGGCUUCAUCCGUUCAGGAAAACCCAGUUCCAACAAAGUACUCUCUAUCACCCGUCUAUGACCUUUUCACUGAAAGGUACGCCGAGUAUCUUCCUGGGAUUGAUCUGAACGCCAUGCGAGAGAAACUGAUUAACACUUCAAGGAAUUAUUGUCGGAUUUUGAGAGGAAAGGGAGAGAUAGAUUCAUGUGAUGAUAGCAUUAAUCUGGGGACAACUCUUCAAGGCGUCGACGUAUCAUCAUUUGGUAAAUAUUAUCACUAG
Messenger RNA from Orbicella faveolata, 1762 nucleotides. RefSeq lists its product as uncharacterized. Lineage: Eukaryota; Metazoa; Cnidaria; Anthozoa; Scleractinia; Merulinidae. The record is from RefSeq and is a predicted model, not a curated record.